Rhagoletis zephyria (snowberry fruit fly) is the source of this 978-nucleotide messenger RNA. Its product is annotated as protein takeout-like. Gene Ontology annotation, biological process: multicellular organismal reproductive process. NCBI's taxonomy places the organism in Eukaryota, Metazoa, Arthropoda, Insecta, Diptera, Tephritidae. The record is from RefSeq and is a predicted model, not a curated record.
AAAAACAAAGCGAAAUGUUAUUGAUUUCCUUAGUUUAAUUUUAAUCGUUAAUGCCUAUCCAUAUCAAAGCGGAUAGCAUUGAUCUAUUUACUAAUACUGGAAUCAAAUCAAGAAAGUGUCAGGACAAAAUAUAUAUAUAAUUUUAAAACAGCAAAACUAAUUCAGCAAGCUACAUAUAGUAAAACUGUAAAAUGUAUAUUCGCUACGCGCUUUUGCCUUUGCUUAUUUGUUCCGUUUGGCGAAUUAGCAAUGCGGAUUUUCCCGACGAUCCGAAGCCAUGUAAAUUUGGAGAUGACGAAUGUUUACUGAAAGCUGUAAAUUUUUAUUUGAGUGACAAAAAUCAAGGUGACUCAGCAAUUAAUUUGCUUAAAAUUGAUCCACUCGAUGCUGGCACAUUUACACUCAAGCAAGGAGCGGACAAUCCUGUGAAUAUUGACCUAACAUUUAUCAAAAACAAAAUCACCGGCGUUGCCCAUGCUCAGGCAUACAAAGUUAGAGGCUUUGGCAAAGAUUUAGCCAAGAAACAUGAGCUGCGUUUCAAAGUGCCCGUAGCUAGCUUGAUCGGUGACUACAAGAUUCAAGGACGCGUUUUAAUUUUACCAAUAAGUGGUUCGGGCAAAAAUAAUAUUACCAUGUUGAAUGCGGAUUUCGUACUCCAGUGGGUGGGUGUGCCCGUGGAAAAGGAUGGAGCAACCUAUAUGAAAACGGACAAAUUUAGGGCAAUCGUUAAGCCCAAUAAAGUGAUUUUCGAUUUCCAAAAUCUUUUCAACGGCGACAAAGCGCUGGGUGAUAAUAUGAAUUUGUUUUUAAAUGAAAAUUGGAAAGAAAUCUAUCAGGAAGUUGAAGCAACAUUUUCGAAAGAAAUAUCUCGAUUGAUGGGAAAUGUUGUCGAUGCAGUUUUCUCUAAAACGCCAUAUAAUAAAUUAUUUACGGAAUAAAUACAAAAUAAAUAAAAAAACAAAGCAAAUAUUUCAAGGA